Molecule: messenger RNA, 1664 nt
Organism: Striga asiatica
Lineage: Eukaryota; Viridiplantae; Streptophyta; Magnoliopsida; Lamiales; Orobanchaceae
Source: the annotation of a GenBank genome assembly
AGUUCUUAAGAUGAUGCAUGUAGUUUCCUUCCAUGCUUCUGAUAAUCGGAUGUCUUCAUCAGCAAUUGCUGCUUGCAUGGCUCCAUUGCUCUUGCGGCCUCUUGUGGCUGGUGAAUGUGAAUUAGAGGACGAUUAUGAUACCAAUGGAGAUAAUUCUGCUCAGCUUCUAGCUGCUGCCAAUGCUGCUAAUAAUGCUCAAGCAAUUAUUACGUUUCUGCUUGAGGAGUAUGAUAAUAUUUUUGAUGUCAACAAUAUCCGCAGAUAUUCCAUCUCGGUUCAUUCUCAAGCCAAUUCCAGUGGAAGUGAACAUACAAGUGAUGAAGAACACCCUGGCGUGAAGAUCAAUGGUUAUCAUGAUGCUGAAAAUGAAGUUGACCCUGAAGCAGACAUUGAUCGUGAUCGCAGGCUCAGUGGGAGGUUAAGUGAAAGUAGUGGCUCUGCUGCCAUUGAUCUGUAUGACUAUAAGGCCGUUCGGAAUGAUGCUUCAGAUGAUGGAUCCCCCACUAACAGUAGUACUUUGGCAACAAUGAAAGCAAAUUUGGAAUCUGGACCCCUUAGUUAUUCUAUAUCAGCUAAUGAGCCACUCGACCAUCAAAAAAGGGCAAGUGAUAGUAUGACUGAUGCUUCUGCUGAAGUGCUUGGUAAUGAGUCACAGCGAUCCAUGGGGGAUCUUUUGUCUUCUAUCGAUCAUGAGCUACACCAGUCUAUUCUUGGAACGGAAUUAUUGCCAGAUACACCAAUGCCUAAACUUAGGAAUCCUAAUCCGAGUGGCAAGAAAUCGAGAUUUUGGGGAAAGAGAAAAAGAUUGGAGAUUGCCAAGAAUGAUUUGCGUCAAAGGAUUGCAAAAGAAGCAAGAGGAAAUGCAAUUCUGCAAGCUAGCUUGGAGAGAAGAAAGCAAGCUCUGCAUGAGCGGAGGUUGUCACUCGAACAAGAUGUGGUGAGACUGCAAGAACAGUUACUAGCCGAAAGAGACCUUCGAGCUGCUCUUGAAGUUGGCUUAAGCAUGUCUUCUGGUCAGUUUUCCGGAUCUCGUGGCAUGGAUUCUAAGACGAGAGCCGAGCUUGAGGAGAUAGCUCUUGCAGAGGCAGAUGUGGCCAGAUUGAAGCAGAAAGUUGCCGAGCUGCACCAUCAGCUAAAUCAACAACGUCAGCAUCACUAUGUGCCACUUCCAGAUUCAACCCAAAAUCAAAAUUCACAGCAGAAAUAUUUGCAGCAAGAUUUUGACUCGACACUUGCUGUUUGUAACCAAGAAAGAAAACAAAGAACCGAGGAUAUGUUGGGGCCAGACCCAAGAAAUAGUAAAGGACAGGUGUCGACAUCUGGGAGGCAUAGCCGGCAGCCUUCUCGGAAUCAGUUCAUGGAGUCAACAAAUUUAGUUGAUUCUUUUGAUUCGUCCAAGAGUGUACCCAUCGAGAAUCUACUAGAACCUGCGUCUGUACCUUCCACUUCUAGGAUGGCCGAGGUGAUGGAAUAUCCUCCUCGGCAUCCAUCCUCGACUUUAGUAGAACUGACGACUCGUCUGGACUUCUUUAAGGAAAGAAGGUCCCAGUUGAUGGAACAACUCCACAACUUGGAUUUAAACUAUGGGUCUGUUGCACCCGAAGAUUUUCCUUAUAAACUGUCUUCUCCUCCUUGGCUUUAAUCAUNAUAUCAAGAAUGUAAUU